This is a messenger RNA of Bombina bombina (fire-bellied toad), 3471 nucleotides long. RefSeq lists its product as uncharacterized. The transcript is spliced from 21 exons. Gene Ontology annotation, biological process: xenobiotic metabolic process. NCBI's taxonomy places the organism in Eukaryota, Metazoa, Chordata, Amphibia, Anura, Bombinatoridae. Gene Ontology annotation, molecular function: heme binding; iron ion binding; oxidoreductase activity, acting on paired donors, with incorporation or reduction of molecular oxygen, reduced flavin or flavoprotein as one donor, and incorporation of one atom of oxygen. The record is from RefSeq and is a predicted model, not a curated record. Gene Ontology annotation, cellular component: cytoplasm; intracellular membrane-bounded organelle.
CAUUGAAGUGUGAUAAAAUGCAGACUUUUAACCUAGAGGAAGGCAGACUGUAACCUCACAACAAACAAGGAUCUGCAGACAAAACCGUCUUGUUGAUGAUAUGGAUUUUCCUGACCUGACCACAAUAUUACUGUCAAUUACUGUGUGCCUUUGUUUGAUAAGUCUUCUUUAUGGCUGGAACAAAAAUGUUUAUAAGAAUUUCCCUCCUGGACCAAAGCCUUGGCCACUUAUUGGAAAUCUGCACCUCAUGGAUGCUAAAAGACCCUAUUUAACUUUUAUAGAGCUGUCUAAAAAAUAUGGUUCCAUAUUCAGCGUCCAAAUGGGGUCCAAGAAAAUGGUUGUACUCUGUGGAUAUGAAACGGUUAAAGAUGCACUUGUGAACUAUGCUGAUGAAUUCUCCCAAAGACCGACGAUCCCCAUUGUACAAGAUACAUCAAAGGGACACGGUAUAGUUUUUGCCAAUGGGGAAAACUGGAGAGUCAUGAGAAGAUUCACCCUCUCAACUUUACGAGACUAUGGGAUGGGAAAGAAAACUAUUGAAGACAAAAUUAAUGAAGAAACUAAUAGUUUGCUACAAAAGUUUGAGUCCUUCAAAGGAAAACCAUUUGAGAAUACUAUGAUACUGAAUGCUGCUGUGGCCAAUAUAAUCGUGUCUAUAAUAUUCGGACGUCGAUUUAAUUAUGAGGACCAACAAUUCCUGAGGCUUAUGGGUAUAAUAAAAGAAAACUUAAGACUUAUGUCAAGUCGAAUAAUCAUGCUGUAUAAUGCAUUUCCAUCAGUGGUUCGUUGGCUUCCUGGAAAUCACAAAAAGGUGCAUGAAAACAUAGCUGAGUUUCAGAGAUUUGUUAAAGAAACUUAUACAAAGUACAAAGAGGAACUGGAUGUCAAUGACCAGAGGAAUCUUAUUGAUUCGUUCCUUGUCAAGCAACAGGAGGAAAAUCCUACUGGACUGUACUUCCAUGACUCCAAUCUAACAGUGCUUGUGAGCAAUUUAUUUGCUGCUGGAAUGGAGACCACAUCAACUACUCUUCGAUGGGGUCUUCUGCUAAUGAUGAAAUACCCAGAAAUACAAAAAAACGUUCAGAAUGAAAUUGAGAAGGUAAUUGGAUCAGCCCAGCCUCAAACUGAGCACCGUAAGAACAUGCCGUAUACCGAUGCUGUCGUUCAUGAAAUUCAGAGGUUUGCUAAUAUUGUGCCAGCGAAUGUUCCACGCGAGACUGCUCAGGAUGUUUGGUUUAAAGGUUAUUUUAUCCCAAAGGGUACCUAUAUAGUUCCAAUGUUGGCUUCUGUGCUGAAAGACAAGAAUUAUUUUCAGAAACCAGAUGAGUUUUACCCUCAACAUUUCCUUGAUUCUGAGGGACAUUUUGUGAAGAAUGAUGCGUUCAUGCCUUUUUCAGCAGGUAAAAGAAUUUGUGCUGGUGAAACGUUGGCCAAAAUGGAGCUCUUCCUGUUCUUCACAAGGCUACUGCAGAAGUUCACAUUCCAGCACCCCCCUGGAGCCCCCGAGAUUGACCUCACAUCCGCGAUUGGCUUUACAACGUCACCUAUGAUGCAUGAGAUGUGUGCAUUGCCUCGCAACUAGAAAAAACUGACAAGCAAAUUGCAUCCAAGAGUAAUCACUCCCCAAGGCAUGGCAAGCAAUAUCGCUACUUCACAACAGUCUCCAGCUGUAGAUGGAGAUGGGACAGGAUCCAUGAGACCAUCUAGACACAUUGCUGGGACCGUCAUUCUCCCAGUGCUAACUUCUGUAUUGCAAGACAAGGAUUAUUUUGAGAAACCAGAUGAGUUUUACCCUCAACACUUUCUUGAUUCUGAAGGGAAUUUUGUACGGACUGACGCAUUCAUGCCAUUUUCAGCAGGUCAAAUAAUUUGUGCUGGGGAGAAUUUAGCCAGAAUGGAGCUGUUUCUGUUCUUUACAAGACUGUUGCAGAAGUUUACAUUUCGUAAUCCUCCGGGUGUUCCUGACGUUGAUCUUAUUCCAAUGGACGGAGCUACUAGAAAUCCCAAGAAAUAUCAGAUAACAAGGAAGACUCCAUUGAAGAUCAACAGGAGUAAACACAUUCUGAUUCUGUACAAAAAAUAUGGCUCAGUAUUCAGUAUCCAGAUAGGUUUCCAAAAAAUUGUAAUUUUAUGUGGCUAUGACACUGUGAAAGAGGCUCUUGUGAACCAUGCUGAUGAGUUUUCUGAAAGACCAAACAUUCCCUUAUUUGAAGAAAUCUCGAAAGGAUCUGGUAUUGUAUUUUCACACGGGGAGAACUGGAAAGUCAUGAGAAGAUUUGCUCUUUCCACCUUACGAGAUUUUGGAAUGGGAAAGAAAAUUAUUGAAGACAAGAUAAGUGAAGAAAGUGAAUCUUUAGUACAGAUGUUUCUCUCUUACAAAGGAAAGCCAUUUGAAAACACAAUGAUCAUAAAUGCAGCAGUUGCAAACAUAAUUGUAUCUAUUGUACUUGGUCAUCGCUUUGAAUAUAAGGAUCCACUAUUCCUGAGACUAAUGAGCAUCAUAAAUGAAAAUAUAAGGCUUGUGGGAAGUCCAAUGGUAAUGUUAUACAACACAUACCCAUCGUUGAUGCGUUGGUUUCCUGGAAGUCAUAAAACAGUUCAUAGAAAUGUAACUGAGAUGAAUACAUUUGUACGAGAAGUGUUUACAAAGCAAAAAGAUCAACUGGACAUAAACGACCAAAGAAAUCUUAUUGAUGUUUUUCUUGUCAAGCAACAAGAGGAAAAACCUGCUGGAUUAUAUUUCCAUAACGAGAACCUAACAAGUGUUGUGACUAAUUUGUUUGCUGCUGGAAUGGAGACAACUUCUACAACUCUUAGGUGGGGCCUUCUGCUAAUGAUGAAAUACCCAGACAUACAAAAAAAUGUACAAAAUGAAAUUGACAGAGUGAUUGGAUCAGCCCAGCCUCAGACAGAGCACCGGAAACAAAUGCCCUAUACAGAUGCUGUUAUUCAUGAAAUUCAAAGAUUUGCUAAUAUAUUACCGAUUAACCUUCCACAUGCAACUACACAAGAUAUCUCAUUUAAGGGCUAUUUUCUUCCAAAGGGGACUUACGUCAUUCCUAUGCUGGCAUCAGUACUGCAAGAUGAGGCUCACUUUGAGAAACCACAUGAGUUUUAUCCGCAGCACUUCCUUGAUUCAGAGGGGAACUUUGUGAAGAAUGAAGCGUUCAUGCCUUUUUCAGCAGGACGAAGAAUUUGUGCCGGAGAGAAUUUAGCCAAAAUGGAACUUUUCCUGUUCUUUACAAAGCUGCUGCAGAAGUUCACAUUCCGCCCCCCUUCAGGCGCUCCUGACCUCGACCUCACUGCAGCUGUUGGCUUCACUACACCUCCCUUAGUCCAUGAAAUGUGUGCUUUGCUUCGCACCUAGAAUGCGGCUAAAAAUGCAUAAAUAACAAGUUAUGCUGUUAUAUUCCUACGUUAGGUCAAAUUUACACAAAAUAAAUUGCCUUUUUUCCCCCAUGUUAAUCUCUA